Molecule: messenger RNA, 978 nt
Organism: Lodderomyces elongisporus
Lineage: Eukaryota; Fungi; Ascomycota; Pichiomycetes; Serinales; Debaryomycetaceae
Exons: 1
Coding region: 1-978 (325 amino acids)
Source: RefSeq, a predicted model, not a curated record
AUGGUCACGAUAAACUACGAACCCUUGGAACAUCUUAAGUACAUUGAUGAAAAUGUAAGCCCUGAGGAGAGGGCACAUGUGGAACAGCUCAUACGACUAGAAUUAGCCAGACAAUUCAACCACAAUAUGGAUAACCUAACUAACCAUCCAAACGACCUGCAUACCAAUACAAGCAAUACUGGAAUUAACAAUAGAAGUAACAAUAGAAUUAACGAUGUUAGCAGUAUACCUCAAAACACUUCAGAGUUAGUAAUAAAUGGCGAACAACGGCUGCAACAACAACAACAACAACAACAACAGCAACAACAACAACAACAACAACAACAACAACAACAGCAACAGCAACAGCAACAGCAACACGAAGAAGAGCAAGUACAUUUGCAACAGCUCGAGCAAUUGAAUCUACCUCUACACCCAGGAGUUGAGCAAUUUAUCCCGCAAGCAAUAUUGCAACCUCGACCUGGGAGUAUGGUAGAUAUGACUAUCCAGCGAUACGAAGAGGAAGAGCUGGAUGAUGAUGAGCAUGAUAAUGAUCACGAAAUGGAAGGUGGCGUUGAUAUGACAAGAUAUACUGAUUUUACAUUGAAAUCGCCGCUCGAUGAAAAUGGUAACGAGCGUGCACAAUCGUCUUCUUAUUCGUCUUUAGGGGAAGAGGAUAGGAUUGAUCACACUAGAUUGUAUACUACUCUUGGCCAUUCCAUAUUACGACAAAGGAAUUUAAACUUACUAGCGCAGAAUCAACAUGAAAUAAAUGUAUUACAAGAAAAUCAGUUGCAGGAACUAGAUACAAUUAAUAAUGAUAUGAUACGGCAAAUUAACAUGAAGAGGAAAAUGAUUGAUGAAGUAGAUGAAGACAGAAAAAGACGACAGAUUAACGAAUACGCGCCAGUUAAUGAGUAUUUGGAAAACAGAUGGAAACAAGGGAUCAAUACCGCUGUGGAAAUUGUUGUUGAUGAAGCAGAUAGACAGGAGAAAUGA